Messenger RNA from Notechis scutatus (mainland tiger snake), 858 nucleotides. The record is from RefSeq and is a predicted model, not a curated record. Lineage: Eukaryota; Metazoa; Chordata; Lepidosauria; Squamata; Elapidae.
AUGCAUAAAAGUGAACUCGUCCUGGAGAAACAGGGUGUCAACUCGUACAUCAUCCCUAUGCCUGUUUCCGAUGAUUCAACUGAACUGUCUUCCUGGCAGGCAUGCAUAAUCAGCGGCUGCUGCCAAGACGAUUGCCAACUGACACCCGGUGCCAACUGUGUUCGGGGACCCUGUUGUCAGGACUGUAAGUUGCUAAAGGUAGGAACGGUAUGUCGGGAAGCCGUCUCCGACUGCGACCUGGAUGAAUAUUGUUCGGGGGCCACGGAAAGCUGCCCCCCGGAUGUCUUCAAGCAAAACGGGAUGCCCUGUGGCAUCAAAAGCACCUGCUAUUCGGGGGACUGCCUGGACAUCCACCGGCACUGCCAGGCGUUCUUUGGCAAAGCUGCCAAGCCUGCUCCACUCAGUUGCUACAAGGAAGUCAACUUCCAAGGCGACCGGACCGGUAACUGCGGCCAAGAUAAAUCCGGAUACAAAAAGUGUCCAGAAAAAGAUGUGUUCUGUGGGAGGCUCCAGUGCACUAAUGUCCAUAAAGUUCCCAGAAUUCCCCCGGGCUUCUCCAUCCUCCAGACCCCCAUUGAGGACGUUUUGUGCUGGAGUGUCAUCUCUCACCUGCAGGACGAGGGGAAGGAUGAUGGAAUAGCGAGAGAUGGCUCAUCCUGCGGUGCCAGCAAGAUAUGCAUAAAUCGGUCGUGCGUCAACAAGACAGUUUUGAAUUAUGACUGUGAUUUUUCCAAGUGUAACAACCAGGGGGUCUGCAACAGCAAAAAGAAUUGCCACUGCAGCUACGGAUGGGCCCCUCCUCACUGCAGUGUCCGGGGGUUUGGAGGAAGCAUCGACAGUGGCCCGGCUCCACAGCGU